Molecule: messenger RNA, 181 nt
Organism: Sphaeroforma arctica JP610
Lineage: Eukaryota; Ichthyosporea; Ichthyophonida
Exons: 1
Source: RefSeq, a predicted model, not a curated record
AGACUUCUACUACCAGGAUGACCGUGGGUUAGAGCUUGCGCUGUUUCAGGUGCGCCAGGCCAAAGACAAAGACAAACCGGUGGGGCUGGAGGAAGAACACACAGACCUGCGAAUGGCUGUGAAGACUAUCUCGGGCAACAGAGCCGCAGGGUUCUACGAGAAGGUGGGUGGGAGUGGAUGA